Messenger RNA from Stereum hirsutum FP-91666 SS1, 749 nucleotides. Its product is annotated as DHS-like NAD/FAD-binding domain-containing protein. The annotation marks the transcript as partial. The record is from RefSeq and is a predicted model, not a curated record. Lineage: Eukaryota; Fungi; Basidiomycota; Agaricomycetes; Russulales; Stereaceae. Gene Ontology annotation, molecular function: NAD+ binding. The transcript has 3 exons.
GAAUUGUGGUCUUGUCUGGCGCUGGCAUCUCAUGCUCGUGCGGGAUACCAGAUUUUCGCUCUGCUGACGGACUCUACGAUUUGGUCAAACAACGCUACCCGGACAUAUUCGUAAAGGGACAUGAGCUCUUCGACGCCUCGGUCUUUCGAGAUCCCUUGUUAACCGCAGCAUUUUACACUUUCAUCGCACAAUUGAAGCAACGCAUCGACCGGAGUGCGCCCUCCCCCACUCACAAGUUUCUCAAAACAUUAGACACAAAGAAGAAGCUCCUACGCUCCUACACUCAGAAUAUCGACGGUUUCGAGGAGCGAGUGGGCUUGCUGGGAAGCUCUAGUGACGACGCGCGUGUAGCAUAUUCGAAUGGCCGGUCGAACUUUAGAGGGAAAGACGUGCGAAGCAUUCUGCUGCAUGGCGAUAUUCACCGCGUACGCUGCACACUCUGUUCCACCGACCUUCCCUGCACGUUAGAUCAUAUCGGCAUGUUCGACAAGGGCGUAGCACCCGACUGCGUUGAAUGCAAGGCUCGCGCUGAUGCGCGAGUCGCUGCCAACAAGCGUUCGAUCAAGGUCGGGGUCCUUCGCCCUGCCAUUGUCCUUUACAACGAGCCUCACCCUCUCGGAGACGAAAUUGGGGCCAUCCAAGCCAUUGACAUCGGGAAGAAACCUGACCUUCUUCUCAUCAUGGGUACGUCGCUCAAGGUCCCUGGAUUCAAGAAAAUUGUCAAGUCGUUUGCAGACGUUGUCCACGCA